CCCAAAUCCACGCGGCGGCCAAUGAUACUGGUAUGCGAGGACCCAUUUUUUCAGGCAUCUGCCAGUCGGAAGCGAGGAGCAACCAUCCCACCCUGUUGCUUGCUUGACUUCGCGCUAGGCGGGGUGGUUGGUCAUCCAGAAUCCUGGUCUGAGAGGAAACGACCCUUGGAGAGAUUAACAAACCGGCCGUGGGGAACUGGAUUCUGGAUUCUGGCGUAGCAACCGACGGGGUUGGGGUUGGGUUUAGGCAAACGCGUUUCUGCAUACACUAUAUCUUUGCUCAAUUGACUUUCUCGGAUGGUCUUGGUAUUUGUUUAUUCAAGCCUUUGUUGACGAUUUGAGAAGGACGUGAGAAAAUGGCGCGUCACCUCGUCGGCUUCGCUGCCCUCGCGAUGGGACUCAUCUUAGGUACAACCGCCCAAGAACCCCAAAUCCCAUCCGCCUGCUCAAACAGCGCCUCCCUCUCAAUUCCCAUCGCCACCCAAUCCGACAUCUACACCCUCCUCAACGCGGGGUGCACGACACUAUACGGGCAACUCCGUAUCCAGAGCAGUUUUGAGGGCGAAUUCGUUCUCCCCAAUGUGACGACCAUUAAAAUCGACGGGAUCGUCGUUGAAGAUGACGGGGAUUCGCGUGUCACGGCUAUUGAGCUGCCGGAUCUUGUUGAGGUAUCGAAUUCGAUUGUACUGGGGACGCUAGGAAAGGUAAGACGGGUGUCGAUGCCGAAGCUCAAGACGAUUCCGGGGAAUCUUUCGGGGAAGCUUUGGGUGGAGAAUUCGACGGUUGAGUUUGAUGCGUUGGAGAGUGCUAAGGGGUUGGAUCUUGUGGGGAAUCUUACGGGUCUUGACUUCCCAUCAUUGCGGAAGGUCAACAAAACAAUUUCGAUAUGCAAUGUUCCGGGCUGCGAUCUGGAGUACAAUGUUGCGCGUACCGCGAUGGACAUAUCGUUCCCUGUGCUCGAGUCUGUUGGUGUGUUUUACGUCAAGGGGACGGCGUCAAGGAUCUCCGCGCCAAACCUCACUGCCGUCGGGAUGCUGCCGACGGUUUUUCCAACUGCAGGAAAUGCCACCAACAUGACAAACUCCACGAGCGUUGCGAAUACUACAGGUACCCUGGAUACCAACAGCACUAAUCUUGAGUCCCGAAGUACCACUGGCCAGCAGGACGUGCUCCAGGGUCUGAACCUCCAUCUUGAGAACGUGCCAUUGAACAUCAGCUUUCCCAGUCUUGUCAAUGUGACGCCGAGCGCGGACUUCAAGGGUCCUUUGCUUAGCCUGAACCUUCCAAACAUGACAACCUACCCUGAAAACUUCACUGUGCACACCACCGAGAGAGCAAAGAUUACCCUCCCCGUCAUCCACGCGCAGAACCUCGAGUUCCAAGGGUGGAUGGAAAUCCUAAACCUCACACACCUCCACGAACCCUUCUCCCUAACCGUCUACUCCGACGAAACCAUCCAAUGCAGCGACAUCACCGUUCCCGGAGGCGCACGAUCCCAACCAAACGUCUACUGCUCCGACUUUGACGGCCCAUACACGUACAUCCCCUACCACAAGCCCGGGCUCAACACGUGGCAGAAGGUCGUUAUCGCAGUUGGCGUGAUCGUCGCCGUGGCGGUGAGUGUCCUUGCGGGAAUCCUGCUAUGGAGACGGCGCAAGGCGAAGAAGGGGUUGAAGAUGGGGCUUGUGUGGAGGCCAGGUUCUGUGGGGAGUUGGAGGAGGAAGGAUAGCAGCGAGAGUAGUGAUAGUGAUGCGGAUAGUGGGUUGGGGAAGGAGAUGGAUGUGGUGGUUUAAAGGAGGGGAUCGCCGCCGCCGUAUCCUCCCAGGCCGGAGGCGGUUUGAGGAGGAUUUGCACGCUAAGUCUUAGAUGGAGAUGGGUAAAAUUUGGAAGCGAGUAUGAGAGCCGGGGUGGUCGUUGAUGAGUUGAUGAGUUGAUUCACUGAUAGAAGUUAGAUAUAGUUAGUAACUUUUAACGAUAUAGAUGAAUGAUGAAAGUGCACAGCCUCAAGACGGACUCCGAACAGACCAAUAAGAG
Messenger RNA from Aspergillus calidoustus, 2034 nucleotides. NCBI's taxonomy places the organism in Eukaryota, Fungi, Ascomycota, Eurotiomycetes, Eurotiales, Aspergillaceae. The record is from the annotation of a GenBank genome assembly.